UGUAGCUUGUUAGCGCAGCAAUGGAGCAACAGCUUGGUGUUGUCAUGAAGGUAAAACAACAAAAUAAAGGUUGGACAGUGGGGUGAGGUGGGUUGGGUUUUUCUCCAUGGAUUGAACGUUUUGAAACCUUCACGGUAUUAAUAUCGAACCUAGACCUGCUUUAUAAUCCAAUAAGACACGGACAUCUACCUUUAUAAAAGUUACAGUUAGCAGUUGAGAAACAUUAAAGGUCACAUGAAGAAGGGAGAUAACAGUCAAGAAAGAAGCUUACACUGCAAUUCAGUGUAAAAGCAUGUUGCUCAAGUCUACAUUUUCUUUCCUAUCAUUUAUCAGCUUGUCAGUCAGAUGACGCUUAUGAAAACAAGCACAUGCCAGUACACGAGAUGCAAACAAAACAUUACUGACACCUUAUUAAUUUAUUUGCUCCAUUCUAAAGCAAUAAAAGUAUUAAUUGUUCCCAGCUCAGGGUAAAUAUUAACUAACACCAUGGUCAUGUCAGGGGUCUGUGGCUGAGGCAAAGGUGUGUCUUUAUCUGAUGGAUGUCUUCUAUAAAGGCUUUCACUGAGGUCACUGAAGUUAGCAGUUUGCAAACAAGGGGUUUAUUUUUCAGUAAGUCACAAUGCUCGACUUUAUGGGACUGAGCUUCGUGGUGCUGCUCUCAGCAGUGGGAGCAGCAACAAUAGACAGCAACAGAGUGGAGUAUGACUACUACAAAUACCAUCCCAUGCCAGAGAUCUCCAAAUGGAUGGCUCAGAUUCAACAGGAUUACUCCGAUGUUGUAAACAUAGUGGAUUAUGGAUUUUCCUACGAGCACAGGACCAUCAGCUUGCUGAAGAUCGGCCUGAACACCGGAGAGAGAAAGAAAGCUGUCUGGAUGGACUGUGGUAUACACGCCAGGGAGUGGAUCGCCCCAGCCUUCUGUCAGUACUUUGUCAGACAGAUUCUGCAAACAUACAAAACAGACCCGAAAAUGGAAGAAAUGAUGAAGAACAUGGACUUCUACGUCACGCCAGUGCUCAACGUGGACGGCUACAUGUAUUCCUGGAAGGACAACAACACUCGACUGUGGAGGAAGAACAGAUCACCGGGACCUUCAAACUGCGACUGUCUCGGCACCGAUCUCAACCGCAACUUUGAUGCCAACUGGGGCACAAUUGGUGUGUCGACUGACUGCUGCUCAAACAUCUACUGCGGGAGCAAACCGGUGUCUGAGCCCGAGGCCCAGGCCGUGACUGAGUUUGUUGGAAGCCGGAAGGACGACUUCCUGUGUUUCCUCACCAUCCACUCCUAUGGCCAGCUGCUCCUGGUUCCCUACGGACACCCCAACUUCACCGCCCCCAACUACGACGAGCUGAUGAAGGUGGGUUUGGCUGCAGCAGACGCCAUUAGGGAGGUGCACGGGAAGAACUACACUGUAGGAACCUCACCUGAUGUAUUAUACCCAAACUCUGGUUCGUCCAGAGACUGGGCUCGGUUCCAGGGGAUCCCCUUCAGCUACACCUUUGAGCUGAGAGAUAACGGGACUUUCGGCUUCGAGCUCCCGGAGGAUCAGAUCCAGCCGACCUGUGAGGAAGCCUACAGAGGAGCCCUGCACAUCAUCACCUACGCCCACGACAAGACCUUUAAUAGUGCUGUGGCCGCCACGGCCGCGACCCUGUGGACCAUGCUGCUAGCACUGGGUGUCACCGGCACCACCCUGAUGUGAGGUGGAAAAAUCAUACAUCAA
This is a messenger RNA of Seriola aureovittata, 1726 nucleotides long. RefSeq names its product carboxypeptidase O-like. Gene Ontology annotation, molecular function: metallocarboxypeptidase activity; zinc ion binding. The record is from RefSeq and is a predicted model, not a curated record. Gene Ontology annotation, biological process: proteolysis. The coding region runs from base 620 to 1705 and encodes 361 amino acids. Lineage: Eukaryota; Metazoa; Chordata; Actinopteri; Carangiformes; Carangidae. The transcript has 9 exons.